AUGGCUCUGCCUGAGCACAGCUUGGCCUUGGAUUUUUCGGCUGGCAAGUACCGAUCUGGCCUUGCCUUGCUGCACGCGAUGUCGCAAGUGCAUGUGUCCGACAGCGUCUUCUGCCACAGGCAUCGCUGGAAGGUGGGUCUCCUGCAGGUCGUCGACGACGCUUGGAAGGCUCAGGCGUUGCCCGAAGACGACUUGGUCCUCCCCGAAGGGCAUCAGAUCAAUUUGGACGAGUCCGACGAUAAAACGCCCGAAAUGGAUGGAGCUUACGGGCGAUCAGAAGAGAGAUGGUGUGAGCUGCCCUUGACACACUUCCUGGAAGAGGAGGCUGAGGUGGCUGUUGACAGGGCUUCCAGCUUCUGA
Molecule: messenger RNA, 360 nt
Organism: Symbiodinium natans
Lineage: Eukaryota; Dinophyceae; Suessiales; Symbiodiniaceae
Source: the annotation of a GenBank genome assembly